Messenger RNA from Melospiza georgiana, 765 nucleotides. RefSeq names its product olfactory receptor 14A16-like. The record is from RefSeq and is a predicted model, not a curated record. NCBI's taxonomy places the organism in Eukaryota, Metazoa, Chordata, Aves, Passeriformes, Passerellidae. Gene Ontology annotation, cellular component: membrane. Gene Ontology annotation, biological process: G protein-coupled receptor signaling pathway. Bases 1 to 765 code for a protein of 254 amino acids. The transcript has a single exon. Gene Ontology annotation, molecular function: G protein-coupled receptor activity; olfactory receptor activity.
AUGUUCUUCUUCCUGCUCAACCUGGCCCUCAGCGACCUGGGCUCCAUCUGCACCACUGUCCCCAAAGCCAUGCACAAUUCCCUCUGGCACACCAGGAACAUCUCCUACUAUGGAUGUGCUGCUCAGGUGUUUCUGUUUGCCUUUUUCAUUUCAGCAGAGGUUUCCCUCCUGACCAUCAUGUGCUACGACCGCUAUGUGUCCAUCUGCAAACCCCUGCACUAUGGGACCCUCCUGGGCAGCAGAGCUUGUGCCCACAUGGCAGCAGCUGCCUGGGCCAGUGCCUUUCUCAAUGCUCUCAUGCACACAGCCAAUACAUUUUCCCUGCCCCUGUGCCAUGGCAAUGCCCUGGGCCAGUUCUUCUGUGAAAUCCCACAAAUCCUCAAGCUCUCCUGCUCACACUCCACCCUCAGGAAACUUGGCGUCAUUGUGGUUAGUGCUCUUCUGUUGUUCGGUUGUUUUGUGUUCAUGGUUUUCUCCUAUGUGCAGAUCUUCAGGGCUGUGCUGAGGAUGCCCUUUGAGAAGGGACGGCACAAAGCCUUUUCCACUUGCCUGCCUCACCUGGCUGUGGUCUCCCUAUUUGUCAGCACUGGCAUUUUUACCUACCUGAAGCCCCCAUCCAUCUCCUCCCCAUCCCUGAAUCUGGCAGUGUCAGUUCUGUACUCGGUGGUGCCUCCAGCCCUAAACCCCCUCAUCUACAGCCUGAGGAACCAGGAGCUCAAGGCUGCAGUGUGGAGACUGAUGAGUGGAUGCUUUCAGAAGGAUUAA